CUCAUCGCCCUGUAUGUCCUCGAAGCACAAUGAUUCCACCCACACAGAAGACGCUGCCAUUGCUGUACCAGACAGCGGCGAUACUGGGGAGGGUGGCAAGCUCAAGAUGAUCGUACAGCUCGUCAAAAAGUGUUUGGGCGUCAAGGAUAUUGCAUCCAUGCGUCUGUCACUGCCAGCGUCUCUGCUCGAGCCUAUUCCAAAUCUCGAAUACUGGCAUUACCUUGACCGUGCGGACUACUUUGCUGCCAUAAACGACUCCAAUGACCCAUUCGAACGCAUGCUGGCCGUCGUGCGCUUCACCUUUACCAAGGACCUCAGGUAUGUGCACGGAAAGGUGUGCAAACCCUACAACUCGGUCCUUGGGGAGCAUUUUAGGGCUCAUUGGGAUGUAGUCCCAAUUUCCCGACCCGAUGACGCUGCAAGUCCCCCGUCCUUGCAGCACCACCAAUCUUCCGACAAUCAGAGCCUCCGGAGCGAACAAUCUGGGGCUGUCAGUAUUGCUUCGUCCUCCACAUCGGGUCUGUCCUCGUCGACGAGGCAGGCAGCGUCGACCCCUCCUUCGUCCUUCUCCACCAACUCGGUCGACCAAGCCCGCCUUCGUGUCGUGUUCGUAACCGAACAGGUGUCCCAUCAUCCCCCAGUCUCCGCCUAUUAUGCCUCAUGUCCGGCUCGACACAUUACCAUGCAAGGCAUCGACCAAAUCAGUGCCAAGGUCACCGGAACCGCGACAGUUCGCGUAACUCCAGGCGAAUACAGCGACGGAAUCUUCAUCCGACUCACUGGCGGGCCAGGCAAGGGCGAGUCGUACCACAUUACCCACCCCAUCGCCAAUGUCAACGGCAUCCUCAGGGGAAACUUCUACGUUACCAUUUGUGACUCGACAAUCAUUACGUGCAAACGAGAUGCCCAUUCGUCCUACCGCACGAUCAUCGAGUACAAGGAGGAGUCCUGGCUUGGGAAAGCCCAUUUCCUUGUCGAGGGCGUGAUCCACGUCGUGUACGACUCGGACGACCCGAACCAGAUUUCGCAAUGGACCAAAGUGAAGCACGUUCCUCAGAACCGCGUGGCGGCCGUUUUGGACGGCUCGUGGAGGGGCAAGAUUAGGUGGAAGCGCGUUGGCGGGCUUUCGUAUCCGGGAGCAACAUCCUCUGCGGCGUCUUCCCCCAACCCAUCACACUCCAAACUCCCCAAACCCUCGCUGCCUGCAGCCAGUGCAAGCAGGGCGGAGAUCCAACAGGGUGACGGGGAUUGGCAGCAUCUUAUCGAUCUGAAUGCAUUGGAGGUCCUACCCAAGGAAGUCCGACCCAUCGAGAAACAGCUCCCCCAUGAGAGUAGAAAGCUCUGGAAGAACGUCACCGAUAAACUUAUCAGCAAGGAGUUCUCAGACGCCACGAAGGAGAAGCACAUUAUCGAGCAGAGGCAGCGCGACGAAGCAGCAGAGAGGAAGAAGAAGGGCAUCGAAUUUAUCCCUCGUUACUUUGAGAAGGGCUUGGGCAAUGGCUUCGCUGAACUCACUGAAGAGGGUUGGAAAGCUGUAGCCGAGGAGCUGGCCGAGGCUUCGCCUUACUGCAUUGAAGGGAUUGACCAGGACGCUCAAUUGGCUCCACCAGCACCUCUCAGCGAUUCCAAGUUGCCCACCCCAACUGCCGAACAGGCUUGA
Molecule: messenger RNA, 1660 nt
Organism: Coprinopsis cinerea okayama7#130
Lineage: Eukaryota; Fungi; Basidiomycota; Agaricomycetes; Agaricales; Psathyrellaceae
Exons: 2
Coding region: 14-1660 (548 amino acids)
Biological process (GO): exocytosis; piecemeal microautophagy of the nucleus; endocytosis
Cellular component (GO): intracellular membrane-bounded organelle; cytosol; membrane
Molecular function (GO): sterol binding
Source: RefSeq, a predicted model, not a curated record